AUGGGUAUGGAAAUUGCAGAAGGAGGAGAUGAUUCCGCUUCCACACCCCAGUCGAAGUGUCGAGGCAAUAUGCUGAACAAACUUUGUCUGGUCUUCAUAUGCGCCGCCAUUGGGUUUGUUACCCUCUAUGCUUCACCCACUAUGAGCCUGGAUGCGACUGGUGUCACUGUGGUGGAUGUCUCCUCCUCCUCCUCCUCUUCUGAUUCUGCGGGUGGCCGAACCAAAGCCCAACAAAAAAUUCGACAGAUUUCCAUCAUUGGGGAACGAAAUUCAGGAACCCGGUGGACCUUUGGUCAUUUGGGAAGAUGUUUCAAUCAUUCCAUCAAGGUGACGACCACAUUUACCCGCUACAAGCAUUGGUUUCAAUUUCCAGACUACAAACGCUACAAGCACAACACGAUUGUAGUUGCCCAAUACCGGAAUCCCUAUACAUGGCUCAAGGCCAUGCAAAAGGUACCCCAUCAUUCUCCCGCACAUUUGGCCUACAGGGCCGAUGCCGAUUGGGAAGCCUUCCUCUCAAAAGAGUGGACGAUGGAGCGGAUCGGAAACGAUCGGUGGCCUAACCAAACCGAGCCUUGCCAACAAUUUUUCGAAUGGAAGGAUAUUAUCAGCUGUCAACGAUACCCAAUACCAAAGGAUGAAAUCAAGGAGCAUAAAUUUUCAGAUCACCAACCUUUUUACGAAAUGAGAAACGACGGGAGUGGUGAGCCCUACAACAAUAUUAUGGACAUGAGAACGGACAAGAUUCGCAACUUUCAGACGGUCAAGGAAUAUGAGGGAGUGUCAGCAAUGCUGACAAUGCAGUAUGAGUACCUUGUAUCAAGGGGUACCCAAGAAAUGUUGGAUCAAAUAUCGGAAUUGACUGGAAUUGAGCCUAGCUGCAAGGCAUAUCCCGCACAAAACAGAUCGGCAAGAACACUGAGUCCAGAUAUGAAGGCGUAUAUAGACAAGCACCUGAACUGGACUGUAGAGGGUUGGAUUGGCUACAAACAACAAUAG
Cylindrotheca closterium is the source of this 999-nucleotide messenger RNA. The record is from the annotation of a GenBank genome assembly. Lineage: Eukaryota; Bacillariophyta; Bacillariophyceae; Bacillariales; Bacillariaceae.